CCCACGGGCCCCACAACCCCCGAGACUCCCCGCUCUUGGCUCUCGCCGGCUUUUUCUAGACCCUCUGUCUGUCCGCUGGGGGCGCGCGCAGUGUAUGGCAGGCGGCACUGGCGCUGGCGGCCGGGUGCGCGGGUCACGCGUGGUAGUGCGUGGUUGCUAGGGGCGCCUGAGGCCGCCUGCUAGCCCAGCAGGCCGAGGGAGGAAGUAGCGUGGAGCUGGUGUCGAGCUUGGGCGAAGCUGGAUGCCCUAGUUUCAAAUAGACUGUCUUCAAUUGAGCUCACUAAUACUUUCCUCUGCUUGAUCUAUUGUGUAGUUAAGAGCCUCUAGUAAAUUUUUCAGACUGACAGACUUCAGGAUGCAGCUGCUACUGCUGGAGGUGUGUGGCACCUUACCUGGGCCAGGUCAUGAGAUCGUGUGGCCAUGAUGUGGGCCCCUCAUGGCCUCAGCAGGAACGGAGCACUACAGCAUUGGCCUCCGCCAGAGAAACAGCUUCAAGCAGAGUGGUCCCCCAGAGACAGUGCCUGCCGCGCCACCUGAGAAACCCUCUGAGGGCAAAGUCUGGUCUCAGGCCCAUCAGCAAGUGAAGCCAAUCUGGAAGCUGGAGAAGAAGCAGGUGGAGACACUGUCAGCAGGGUUGGGCCCAGGCCUCCUGGGCGUCCCCCCCAAGCCAGCAUAUUUCUUUUGCCCCAGCACUUUAUGUAGCUCUGGGACCACAGCUGUCAUUGCAGGCCACAGCAGCUCCUGUUACCUACACUCUCUCCCAGAUUUGUUCAACAGCACCCUGCUAUACCGCCGCUCCAGCUCUCGGCACAAACCGUACCAGCAGCUGGAGUCUUUCUGCUUGCGUUCAAGCCCAUCAGAAAAAAGCCCUUUUUCUCUCCCUCAAAAGAGCCUCCCUGUCAGUCUCACUGCCAAUAAGGCCACUUCUUCCAUGGUCUUCCCCAUGGCCUCCUCAUCCACAGAACCAUACCUCUCCUUGGCCGCGGCUGGGGAAAACCCUUCAGGGAAGAGCCUGGCCUCUGCUAUCUCAGGGAAGAUCUCAUCUCCACUGUCUUCCUCCUAUAAGCCCAUGCUGAAUAAUAAUUCCUUCAUGCGGCCAAAUAGCACGAAAGUGCCUUUAUCACAGACCACAGAGGGCCUGAAGCCAGUAUCCUCACCCAAGGUCCAACCCAUCUCUUGGCAUCAUUCAGGGGGUACUGGAGACUGUGUACUGCAGCCUGUUGACCAUAAGGUGCCCAAAAGCAUUGGCACUUUCCUAGCUGAUGCCAGUGCCCAUAUCGCCUUGUCUACCCCUAGCUCUGAUGACACAUCCGCCACCAGUGUUGCCUCUUCUUGGUAUAACCGGAAUAACUUAGCCAUGAGGGCAGAGCCACAUUCCCGUAGUCUGGAUGACAGCUCUGAUUCCCAGGCUCCAACUAAAGAGAUUCGGUUCACUGAGGCUGUGAGAAAGUUGACCGCAAGAGGCUUUGAGAAGAUGCCAAGGCAAGGCUGCCAGUUUGAACAGUCUAGUUUCCUGAACCCCAGCUUUCAGUGGAACCUCAACAGGAGCAGGCGGUGGAAAUCCCCUGCGGUCAAUCAGCAGUUUCCUCAGGAGGAUGCUGGAUCAGUCAGUGGGGUCCUCCCUGGUUCCUCGGAUACCUUGGGGUUGGACAAUACAGUCUUCUGUACCAAACGCAUCAGCAUUCACCUCCUUGCCUCACAUGCCAAUGGGCUCAAUCACAGCCCUGCCUGUGAAUCUGUAACUGACCCCCCAGCAUUUGGUGAAGGCAAAGCUCCAGGUCCCCCUUCUCCUCAAACCCUUGGCAUAGCCAACGUGGCCACUCGCCUCUCUUCCAUCCAGCUGGGCCAGUCUGAGAAGGAGAGACCCGAGGAGGCCAGGGAGCUGGACUCAUCUGGUAGGGAUAGUAGUUCAGCUACUGACCUCCAGCCAGACCAGAUUGAGACUGAAGAUACAGAAGAAGAACUAGUAGAUGGUUUGGAAGACUGUUGUAGCCAUGAUGAGAAUGAAGAGGAGGAGGGAGACUCAGAGUGCUCCUCAUUAAGUGCAGUCUCCCGCAGCGAAUCGGUGGCUGUGAUCUCUCGAAGCUGUAUGGAAAUUCUGACCAAACCCCUUUCCAAUCAUGAGAAAGUUGUCCGACCAGCCCUCGUCUACAGUCUCUUUCCCAACGUUCCCCCUACCAUCUAUUUUGGCACUCGGGAUGAGAGAGUGGAGAAACUUCCCUGGGAGCAGAGGAAGUUGCUCCGAUGGAAGAUGAGCACAGUGACCCCCAACAUUGUCAAGCAGACCAUUGGACGGUCCCACUUUAAAAUCAGCAAAAGAAACGAUGACUGGCUGGGCUGCUGGGGCCACCACAUGAAGUCUCCUAGUUUCCGAUCCAUUCGAGAGCAUCAGAAGCUAAACCAUUUCCCAGGCUCUUUCCAGAUUGGGAGAAAGGACCGGCUAUGGCGGAACCUGUCACGCAUGCAGAGCCGCUUUGGCAAAAAGGAGUUCAGUUUCUUCCCCCAGUCCUUCAUCCUGCCCCAGGAUGCCAAGCUCCUGCGCAAAGCGUGGGAGAGCAGCAGCCGCCAAAAGUGGAUUGUGAAGCCACCAGCAUCAGCCCGAGGCAUUGGCAUCCAGGUUAUUCACAAGUGGAGUCAGCUCCCCAAGCGAAGACCCCUCCUGGUACAGAGGUAUCUACACAAACCCUACCUCAUCAGCGGCAGCAAGUUUGACCUACGGAUCUAUGUUUACGUCACUUCCUAUGAUCCUCUGCGGAUUUACCUCUUUUCAGAUGGACUGGUCCGCUUUGCCAGUUGCAAGUAUUCCCCUUCCAUGAAGAGUCUUGGCAAUAAGUUCAUGCACCUGACCAACUACAGUGUCAAUAAAAAGAAUGCCGAGUACCAGGCCAAUGCAGAUGAAAUGGCUUGCCAGGGCCACAAAUGGGCACUGAAGGCUUUGUGGAACUACCUGAGCCAGAAGGGAGUCAAUAGCGAUGCCAUCUGGGAGAAGAUAAAAGAUGUUGUUGUCAAAACCAUCAUCUCGUCAGAGCCCUACGUGACCAGCCUGCUCAAGAUGUAUGUGCGGCGGCCCUAUAGCUGUCACGAACUAUUUGGUUUUGACAUCAUGCUAGACGAAAACCUCAAGCCCUGGGUCCUGGAAGUCAACAUUUCCCCAAGUCUCCACUCCAGCUCUCCACUGGACAUCAGCAUCAAAGGCCAGAUGAUUCGUGACCUUCUGAACCUGGCCGGUUUUGUCCUGCCCAAUGCAGAGGAUGUCAUUUCUAGCCCCAGCAGCUGCAGCAGCUCCACCACCAGCCUCUGCUGUAGCCUGCCCACCUCCCCCGGGGACAAAUGUCGAAUGGCUCCAGAGCAUUUCACUGCACAGAAGAUGAAGAAAGCCUAUUUUCUGACCCAGAAAAUUCCUGAUCAGGACUUCUAUGCAUCUGUGCUGGAUGUCCUGACACCAGAUGAUGUUCGGAUUCUGGUUGAGAUGGAAGAUGAGUUUUCUCGCCGUGGUCAGUUUGAACGAAUUUUUCCUUCUCAUGUCUCCUCUCGUUAUCUCCGCUUUUUUGAGCAGCCACGAUAUUUCAACAUUCUCACCACCCAAUGGGAACAGAAAUACCAUGGCAACAAGCUCAAAGGAGUAGAUCUGCUCCGGAGUUGGUGCUACAAAGGGUUCCACAUGGGAGUUGUCUCUGAUUCUGCUCCAGUGUGGUCUCUCCCGACAUCACUUCCAAGUGUCUCAAAGGAUGACGUGAUACUCAAUGCCUUCAGCAAAUCAGAGACUAGCAAGCUGGGAAAACACAGCUCCUGCAAAGGAAGUCUGCUACUCACUGAAGAUGGGACCACACCCAAGUCCAAGAAGACCCAAGCUGGCCUUUCCCUUUAUCCCCAGAAACCAAGUUCCUCAAAGGACAGUGAGGACACCAGCAAAGAGCCCAGCCUUUCCACCCAGGCGUUACCUGUGAUCAACUACUCUGGGCGGACUUCAAGACUUGCUGCUUCUUCCACUUUCCAGUCAGGCAGUGACUCCCUCCUGGCUGUGAGCCCAUAAUUGGCCUCUCUCCACAAGCCUCUGCCCAGGAAUAUGGGCAUCAGCUACCUCACAGGAACCGGCCUGCUGACCAGCCUGAACCCCUUCCCGCUUCACCCUGUCCCUCUCAGAGUAUUUUUUGAAGUGAUUGCAUUAUAGAGAUGAGUAUGUGUAGGACCAGAGGGAUGGUGGUGAUGGGGAGAAGGUGAGGAAGGGCCACCCUCUGUCACCUGUCUGCCUGGCUGGCACCUCCUAUCUCAGCAGAGAAGCCAGUGAUGGCCACGCAGCCUUAUAAAGCAGGUUUUGGUUUCUACCUUAAGUGAGCCAUGUGGUUUGUUUGGGGCCUUGGUGCAGUUGCUGAGUUGUAGCUCAAGAGGAGAAAACAUAGAGAACAUGUAUGGGCCAGAAGUCCUUUGUUCUGAAUUGGAGGGGGCCUUCUGAGGCCCUCAUUUCCUUAGAUCUUCCCUCCCCCUCUCCCACCCCCUGUCCCGAGGAGAAAGCGUCGACCUUCCGCAGUGGACAGGCAAAGAGGCCGCAGCGUGCUGAACCCAUUUCCUGUCACCUCGGUCUUGGAUCCUAGCCACCCAAGACUAGGAUCUUGGCCUACAAAGGCCCAAGAUGCCUAUUCGAAGGCAUCUUCACCGCCUCCUUCCAAAUACUCACCUUGCCAGCAGCCCUAGGUCUUCCUGUUCUGACCCCCCAUCACUGCUCGUUCAGCCUUCUGACGUCUCUCGUGGACAGCUCCUCCUUAGCUGUGAUGUGUAAGAGGGUCUGUGACCUUUGUGAGUUUCCCAUGGCCCCAGUGAAGGAGCCCAGAUAAUCCCAGUAGCUGUUAUCUGUCUCCAUGUAUUAAAGGACAGUCCAGGGAGAGGGCGGAAGGGGAUGAGGUUUCUCUACAAUCCAACAAACGUGGUUUCUCAUGUUCUGCCCUACAGCAAGCAGGGUCUGGUGGCUUGGCAGGUGGGUUUCAGGAGCAGUCACUAUUGUGGGAUGGGCUUCCAAUGAGACUUCAGACUAAACUCUUGUACUCAACUGAUUCUACCUCCCUCCUGUAGACUCAGUAAACAGUGAAUAUUCAGUAAAUGUUGACUGAGUGAACUGUAUUUACAGAGAUCUCAAAGGACCCCCAGCACUUGAACCAGAAGUUCUACUUCUCUCUCAUCUGGGGAUGAGAAAGUGGAGCCUUGGGGCAGAACAGGUGGAAGAGUUUGAAUCAGAAAGGUUUUCUCUGGAGCUGUGCUCCUUCCUAACCCAGCACUUCCUGGUUGCUGCUUGCCUCCACCCCAGCCCCUGCAGUCCCUUUUCUUAGUUUUUUCCAGCAGUGGCACAUAUAAGAAGCCAAAUGGUCCCAUGUCCCUGCUACUCAGGUUUUCUUUUUGCAUAUCAGGCAGAAAGCUCAGCUACUUGGUCUCACCCUGUACCGGAGCUGCCCUUGUUCUCUCUGAGCUUUGGAAAGAUAGAGACUCCCGUGUUUCAUGGCUCUGGGAGCUCUGUGGCAAGUUGGGGUGGAGUCUUGGAAAGAUCACUGAGAGGCCUGACUGGGUUCAAGGCCACAGAGUAGGUGGUGUCUGGCCAGUCCUAAGGCCAUGUUGACAGUUGUGAAGAAAGUUUGGUGGCAAAGUCCUGGGCAUCAUUGUCUGCUCUAUAAUGACUUUAAAGUCGGGCCAUAAUGGGAGAGGUCCUUGAUAGUCGUCCUAUUGGAUCUUUUCUGAUGUAAUUGAAGCGGCCCAGCUCUUCAGUCCUCUGGCUGCAGUAUUCUAGUGCAGAUAUGACACAGGGCAUCUGCUGCCUUCCUAAGAGAAAAUGAGCCACCUGCCUGGCAGCUUUGUUGUGGCUGGGCCUUCUCCACAAGGACUUAGGCAUGGAGGCCUGUUUGAGCUGGUUUACUCCAUGAAAACCAACUUCUUUGGCUUGCCCUCUGAGAAUCUUGUACAACAUAGCCAAUCUAUUUCCAUUCCCGUAACUGGAGAGGGAACCAGUUGCUGAAUGAGGGUAUUGGGGAAAGUUUGGUGGGGGAAGGGAGAAGGACUUAGGAAAUGAAGUCCUUAUGAUCAAUGAAAGUCCUAAAUGUGCAAUGGAAAGACAGUGCUCUUAGUAGUUUAAAACAUGUUUGUACAUCAAUAAAUUGUCAUCACAUUUGA
Messenger RNA from Cebus imitator (Panamanian white-faced capuchin), 6153 nucleotides. RefSeq names its product tubulin tyrosine ligase like 4 (gene TTLL4). Gene Ontology annotation, cellular component: cilium. Gene Ontology annotation, molecular function: tubulin-glutamic acid ligase activity; tubulin binding. The record is from RefSeq and is a predicted model, not a curated record. The transcript has 20 exons. Lineage: Eukaryota; Metazoa; Chordata; Mammalia; Primates; Cebidae. The coding region runs from base 437 to 4033 and encodes 1198 amino acids. Gene Ontology annotation, biological process: protein polyglutamylation; microtubule cytoskeleton organization.